Molecule: messenger RNA, 1220 nt
Organism: Colossoma macropomum (tambaqui)
Lineage: Eukaryota; Metazoa; Chordata; Actinopteri; Characiformes; Serrasalmidae
Gene: akap1a
Product: A kinase (PRKA) anchor protein 1a
Exons: 9
Coding region: 45-941 (298 amino acids)
Molecular function (GO): RNA binding
Source: RefSeq, a predicted model, not a curated record
UCCUGUUUCAGAAGCUUCUGAAAGUAAAAAUCAAGAAAUUCACCAUGGCACGGAAGAAGGAAAUGGAAAACUCCCAAGACAAAAUGCAGACGCCUCAAAAGCACCUUGUCGGGCGAUUAAUUGGAAAACAAGGGAAGCAUAUUGGCUUCCUGAAGCAACUCUCUGGUGCGAAGAUGUAUGUGUCUACUCUGCCUUACACUCAUGAGUUACAGAUCUGUCAUAUAGAGGGGACAAAAGUCCAGGUGGAAAACGCACUGACGCUAAUCAGAAAGAAGUUUAAAGAUUUGGAUUUGAGCAACCGCCGAUGCCAUGUACAGCCUCUUCCUUCGCUCCCCAUCACCUCCUGGCUGUUGCUACCUCAGGACCGUCCAGUGGAGGUAAUCGUGCCACGAGUCGAGGCACCGAACUACCUGUUCGUGCAGCAGCACACUCACCCCACCUACUACGCCCUACGCAGCCUCAAUGAACAGAUGCUCUUCUGCUACUCCUACCCGGGAUGCCCCAGCCUGCCCACUCCAGUAGAAGCGGGGGUGGUAUGUGCAGCCCCCUCUGCAGACGGGGCCUGGUGGAGGGCUCAGGUUAUCCAGCACUACAAAGACUCCGACACCGUACAGAUCAGAUACGUGGACUACGGUGGCUACGUUACGGUUAACCUCAGUGCCCUCAGACAGAUAAGAUCAGACUUUGUGGCAUUGCCUUUCCAAGGGUCUGAAGUUAUGUUAGAAAAUAUUGCACCUUUGCCAGGCAAGGAGGAGUUUUCACUCGAGGCCAAAGAAGCUCUUGAAGAAUUAACACAAGGGGUUCCUUUAAUCAUAAAGGUCACAGGCAGUCAGAGUGGACUGCCCUUGGUGCAUAUGUGGCGGCAGGCAGGAGAGGAGAUGAUUUCGGUGAAUGGGCUUCUGGUUGAGCGUGGACUUUGCUCAUGGUUAGACAGCCACUGAUGGCCCAUUUAGCUCUCACCUCAUCUCCCCUUCAUCUGUCUCUAAACUGGGUUUCACCUGAUCUCCACACGCAUACGCAUGUAUACACACAGAGGUGCUCUUUGUAAUAUGUAUUGUAAUAUGCAGUUCACAAGUUUUCAUGGCAGUGACACGUUCCUUUCCUAUGUUGCAGCUGCUUGUUUAAAGGUCAUGCAAAAUUGAUUAACUUAAAAAAACUGCUCAUUUUGAGCAGUUAUAAGGGUUUUUUUUUCAGAAAAUAAAUCCCAUUAUGAAUACACU